UAAAAUUCUAUAAAAAUCAGUUCCAUUUUGUAUUACUGAAGAUCAACAGGGAGUUCAAAGAUGAAGCAAAUUCUGAUACUUUUUAUUUUUCUAGCUGGAGCCUACACCAUCCCAUUGGAUCAAGUAAAUCCACGAUGGAGUCUCUUUUCUAAUACAAACGGCCGAAUGCAAGUUGUUGACGCAAAUCCUUUACAAGUAGAUUCAGAACCUUUUUUCAAUCCAUCAACAGACAUUCAAUACCAUUUAUUUACAAGACAUAAUCCAACAACAUCACAGAGACUUACUUCCGAUAUAAAUACAGUUCUAAACUCUAACUGGAAUCCCAACAAUCCAACUAGAUUUAUUAUCCAUGGAGUUGAUUCAGACAGUAACUCGCUAGUCAGCACACUCUGCAGAGAUCAAUUCCUAGCUAAUGGUGACCAUAAUGUCAUUGUUAUAGAUUGGAGUGCUGGCUCAAAUACAUUUGUGUAUGCAACAGCUAGAAAUCGCGUUGGAGUCACUGGAGGAACAAUUUCUAUAUUUAUUGAUAAUUUACAUCGAAAUGGACUGAUUACAAUUGAAAAUAUAAUUGUUGUUGGAUUCAAUCUUGGUGCUCAUGUUGCUGGUAAUCUUGGAAAGCAAGUAACUCGUGGACGUGUUGGUGCUAUUUUUGGAUUGGAUCCAAUUGCCAACCUCUUUAGCGCUGGCGACACUGACCGUUUGGCAGUAAAUGAUGCAUCAUACACAGAAGGAAUUCAUACAAAUGCAGGAGGAAAUGGCUUCGCAGAACCACUGGCAAGAGCAACUUUCUAUCCAAACUGGGGCUCAUCACAACCUGGAUGUGGAAUUGACAUUACUGGAAACUGUGCACAUGAACGUGCGGUUCAUCUGUAUGCUGAGUCAAUUACAAGCAACAGAUUUAUUGGACGUCAGUGUUCUGGUUAUCAGCAAAUUCUUACACAAAAUUGUCCUGGAAUUGGAUCUGGAACAAUGGGUGGAGAUGCUGUAAAAACACUUUCUGGAGUUUUCUUUAUUGCUACAAAUUCAGUUCAACCAUUUGCACAAAAUUAAGAUUUUUACUCAAUUUAAUAAAAAACCAUGAUAAGUUAAAGUGGAUUUUAAUUUAAUUCCUUUUUUUCAUUGAAAAACUUUUCUUUUAUUGAUAAGAUCGAAAAACAUUUGCUGACAGGUAAAUCCAAGCGGAAUUCUGAUAACCUUUUUUAGACUUUGGGAAAUUCCCAAGUUUUUAAAUCGAUAAAGUAUUUUUCUGUUUACUUUUUUUUUCUAUUUGAGGUUUUUGGUAUGAGCCACGCCCACAUCAGAUUUCUCGUUUGGCACAAAGAGAGUAUGUCACGUUUGAGAUAAUCUUGCAAGUUUCAAGAUAGUCUCUUCGACUUUCAUUAUAGUCAACUCAAUCAAAAUUAAGUAUUUUAUCAAGCAGGUGAUUUCUUUAAUUCAUAGGUUUUCCCAAUAACAUUUAUGUUUAUUUACCACAGCCUGCAAACAAGGGCGUACCUAUCAACACCAAGAAUCAUCGAUAAAAAUAUCAUUUUGAGGAUCACUAACGAAAAAGCGGAAAGUAAAGUUUAUUCAGCACUGCAGUACUAUGAAAACACUGAAAUUGAGAUCCUUCUAGAAGUCAAAUCUUGGCUCAUCGGAAUGUAUGGGCUCAAUGUUUUAGAUACCAUAACGCUGAAUCAUCAAGCUCAGUACACAAUGUCAUAUCAAACGACCUAUUCACCAAUGGGAGAGAUGUCAACUCUCUAUUGAACAGACUCGGUCCCCGAGCAUCUUAAUUUUUGGAUUUACCUGCUCGGACAUCUAUCGCUAUCUUUUUUUUUUUUUGUUAUCUUUGAUGAAGCUAUACUCAGUUAAUAUAAUAAGUCGAUUGAAAUGAAAAAAAGCUAGAAUUUAAUUUAAGAGGUUCAAAAAAAUUUUCGUUGCUGCACGCUUAAUCCUUCUAUAUACCACGUAAAAGUUAUCAUUUUAAAAAUAAACUCAAACAUUUCUG
Chironomus riparius is the source of this 1990-nucleotide messenger RNA. Lineage: Eukaryota; Metazoa; Arthropoda; Insecta; Diptera; Chironomidae. The record is from the annotation of a GenBank genome assembly.